Molecule: messenger RNA, 871 nt
Organism: Bufo bufo (common toad)
Lineage: Eukaryota; Metazoa; Chordata; Amphibia; Anura; Bufonidae
Exons: 2
Coding region: 230-871 (213 amino acids)
Biological process (GO): retrotransposition
Cellular component (GO): ribonucleoprotein complex
Molecular function (GO): single-stranded RNA binding
Source: RefSeq, a predicted model, not a curated record
CAGAGCCUGCACGCGCAUGGAGGAGGAAGCUUAGUCCGGAGCUCCUCUCCCGCUUGGCAUCUUACCCAGCCUUACAUCGCCAUUCCAGAACAAUAAGAUAGGGAAAAUCGGAAGGGAUAGAAGCAAGGAUGCUCCUGGAACACCUCGGUCGGAGAGACAACAAGCGGAGAUCGAGCGGUUCCUGAAGAAAAAGGAUUCAGCAGUUGGCGCCCCGGCCGCGCUACCCAAGAUGGCGCUGGACCCGCCUGACUCCGAAGCGGGAGACGACUCAGACGCAGAUAGCCUGCACGGAGGUAAGAGGGAUACUGAGCCAAUCACCAGGGCUUUUCUCAAGACCACCAUCAUUCAAGCCCUCCACCCUCUUCUGAAAGAAAUGAAACACAUCAGGGCGGACCUCCGCCAUCUUGGAGGUCGCGUUGAUGCAGUUGAGGAACAACAGGCCUCUAUGCUCACAUUCAACAUGGCGGUCCAGCAAAAGUUCUCAGAGAGUCAGCGGCAGCUUAAUGUAGCAUUUAAUCAAAUUGAGGAUCUAGAGAACCGGAAUCGCAGGAACAACUUGCAUAUGCCACAGGUGGCCGCUGAUAUCUUCUCUACGGUCCUAGGACAACAAAGAGCCUCGUCCAUUGUUAUCGAGCGCAUACAUAGAGCGCUUCGCCCUAACGAUCCCCCAAGUGACGUCAUCAAAUUGCUUAAUUUCGCUGACACAGCGGACAUUUUGAGACAAGCUCGAGAACAGGGAGAGGUUCUGUUGGACUCUAAUGCGGUCCAGAUUUAUCAAGGCUUGUCUCCAACCACCCUAGCCAAAAGGAGAACCAUGAAACCCUUGCUGGAGCACCUUAGAGCGCAUAACCUGGUGUAUAGGUGGACCUAG